Messenger RNA from Tinamus guttatus (white-throated tinamou), 1098 nucleotides. NCBI's taxonomy places the organism in Eukaryota, Metazoa, Chordata, Aves, Tinamiformes, Tinamidae. The record is from RefSeq and is a predicted model, not a curated record.
AUGAGUCUUCUGCUUCAUCUUCUCUGUGCCGUUGCCACCUUCUACGACACUGCUGUUGCAGAAACCUUCAGCCAUGUGGUUUACAACCACAACUCCAAGUGCAUUGCUUACAAAGCCCUGCCCGCGUGCUUUGGGCCACCGCUCCCAGUGGAAGGACUGACAGGAUAUAUGAUCAGGGCGACACCACCAAAAGCUUGCCAUGCCAUAGAGCAUCCUCCAGCAACCCAUAACACCUCUGAGAUAUUUAUUGCACUCAUCGAGGGGUUGGGCUGCUCCUUUGUUGAGAAGGUCCUUCAUGCCCAGCAGGCUGGAUACCAAGCUGCUGUUGUGUACAACGUGGAUUCAGAGAAGCUGAUCAACAUGAUGCCUGAUGACACAGGAACCCACGAGCAGAUUGAGAUACCAUCGCUCUUCACCGGAGAAUCAGUCUUCCUCCACUUGCAAAGGAUUUUGCAUUACGAGAAAGGGGCCUGCAUCAGCCUUAUACCGCCCAAACACUAUUUCAAUCCUUGUCAAGAUGCUGCUAAAAUUUUAUGGGACACGACUUGGCAGUACUGGCUACUCCUGAUGAAAUACCCCUCUUACUACAUCCUGAACUGCAUCGCACAGGAGUUGGGAUUCAGCAUGGUCAACAUGAUCAUCGCCGCUCUCACGCUCGUGAUCGGCAUGAGCUGGUACAAGAAAGCCCAUCGGAUAACGGUCCGCACCUACCAGCGGGGAGACAAAUACGAAACCUGCGUCAUCUGCAUGGCAGAGUACGAGGAAGGAGACCAGCUGAAGAUCCUGCCCUGCUCGCACGCCUACCACUGCGCCUGCAUUGACACCUGGCUCUAUACCCAGCCCGGGAAGAAGACGUGUCCCUUCUGCAAGCAGCAGGUGAACCCCCAUGGGCAAUGCGUCCACCUGGACCUAAGGAAUAACCCACCAGAGCACGCUGGUGAGGGCUUGAAUGAGGAGGAAGAGGAGGAGGAGCAGAACCACGAGGACGGGGCAUUCAGAGAAGGGCAUGGGGAUGAGUACGUAGAGGGGGAGAAAGACGACUACGCAAGCACAGGGGAAGAGGAAGGCUUUGAAGACCUGGAGAACAGCAGCAUUUGA